This is a messenger RNA of Vicugna pacos (alpaca), 4656 nucleotides long. The record is from RefSeq and is a predicted model, not a curated record. Lineage: Eukaryota; Metazoa; Chordata; Mammalia; Artiodactyla; Camelidae.
AUGAAGAUGACGUGCCAGACCUACAGCUUCGGCAAGACGAGCUCCUGCCACCUGUCCAUCGACGCUUCGCUCACCAAGCUCUUCGAGUGCAUGACCCUGGCCUACAGUGGGAAGUUGGUGUCUCCAAAGUGGAAGAAUUUCAAGGGCCUGAAGCUCCAGUGGAGAGACAAGAUCCGGCUCAACAACGCCAUCUGGCGGGCGUGGUACAUGCAGUAUUUGGAGAAGCGCAAGAACCCCGUGUGCCACUUUGUCACUCCGCUAGAUGGCUCCGUGGAGGUGGACGAGCAUCGCCGGCCAGAGGCCAUCACCACGGAAGGGAAGUACUGGAAGAGCCGCAUUGAGAUCGUGAUCCGGGAGUAUCACAAGUGGAGAACCUACUUCAAGAAAAGGCUCCAGCAGCACAAGGAUGAGGAUCUCUCCAGCCUGGCCCAGGACGAUGACAUGCUUUACUGGCACAAACACAGGGACGGAUGGAAGACUCCGGUCCCCAUGGAGGAGGACACACUGCUGGACACAGACAUGCUCAUGUCAGAAUUUGCCGACACCCUCUUCUCCACGCUUUCUUCACACCCGCCAGUGGCCUGGCCCAACCCACGCGAAAUAGCACAUCUGGGAAAUGCAGACAUGAUUCAGCCAGGGCUGAUUCCUUUGCAGCCCAACCUGGACUUCAUGGACACUUUUGAGCCUUUCCAGGACCUCUUCUCUUCCAGCCGCUCCAUUUUUGGCCCCGUGCCGCCUACACCCGCCUCAGCACCUGCACCAGAUCCCAACAGCCCGCCUGCGCAGGAGGCCAUCCUGCCAACCCCUGCUCUCCCCAACGUGAGCCUGCCUGAUGGCUUCAUCGCCACCCCUGUGGCCACUGCCCUGGACCCCAUGAGCGGGCAGGGCUGUGAACCCCCACAGAAGUUUGCUGAAGUCAGCAAGCCACCCUCCGUCAUCACCCACACGGCCUCUGCUACCCUCACCCACGAUGCCUCUGCCACCACCUUCAGCCAGAGCCCGGGCCUUAUCAUCACAACCCGCUAUCGCCCCUCCACGUCGCCCUGUGGCCUGGCGCUGUCGCCAGUCACCCGGCCUCCGACGGUUGGGCCUCCCCAACCCCGUCUAACUUUUGUGCACCCCAAGCCCGUAUCCUUGCCUGUAGGGAGGCCCAAGCAGCCCCCCAAAAUAGUGCCUGCUCCCAAGCCAGAGCCUCUGCCCGUGGUGUUGAAGAAUGCUUGCAUUGCCCCAGCUCCCUUUCCAGGACAGCCGCAGGCAGUGAUUAUGACAUCAGGUCCUCUGAAGAGAGAAGGGAUAUUGGCUUCUACCGGGUCGCAGUCCAACGUGGUCAUCACACCUGCUGCCAUCGCCAGGGCUCCUGGAGUCACAGAGUUCCACAGUGGCAUCCUGGUGACAGACCUCGGCCACGGCUCGGGCAGCCAGCCCGCCCCCGUCUCGCGGCUCUUCUCUCCCAGCGCAGUGCAGGACUCCCUGGUGAAGGGCGAGCAGGUCCCGCUGCACGGGGGCGUUCCUCAGGUCCCUGCCGCCGCCUCCAGUCGAGACUGCCCGAACUCAGGGCAGGCCUCUCCGUGUGCUUCAGAACACAGCCCCAGUCCUCAGUCUCCCCAGAACAACUGCUCAGGGAAAUCUGCAGACCCCAAAAAUGUGGCUGCUUUGAAGCAGAACCGGCAGAUGAAGCACAUUUCAGCUGAGCAGAAAAGGCGCUUCAACAUCAAGAUGGGCUUUGACACCCUCAACAGCUUGAUCUCUAAUAAUACCAAGCUGACCAGCCACGCCAUCACGCUGCAGAAGACCGUGGAGUACAUCACCAAGCUGCAGCAGGAGCGCAGCCAGAUGCAGGAGGAGGCCCGGCGGCUGCGGGAGGAAAUCGAGGAGCUGAACGCCACCAUCAUCUCCUGCCAGCAGCUGCUCCCUGCCACAGGCGUCCCCGUCACCCGGCGCCAGUGCGAUCACAUGAGAGACAUGUUUGAAGAAUAUGUGAAAAGCCGGACCCUGCAGAAUUGGAAGUUCUGGAUUUUCAGCGUCAUCAUCAAGCCGCUGUUUGAGUCUUUCAAGGGCGUGGUGUCCACCAGCAGCCUGGAGGAGCUGCACCGGACGGCGCUGUCCUGGCUGGACGAGCACUGCUCCCUGCCCAUCCUCAGGCCAACCGUGCUGAGCAGCCUGCGGCACCUGAGCACCACCACGUCUGUGCUGACGGACCCAUCCCAGCUGCCGCGGCAGGCGGCGGAGGCCGUCGCCAGGACUGGCAAGAGGGCCGCUCAGGACGCCGCGCUCAGGUCUGAGGCAGGUUCGGGUCCUGCCGCCAGCAAUAGCCCAGCUUUGGGAACCCCUUGCUGUGAACUCUGACUCAGCGACCUCAGUCACCAACCUCCGUGCACUCGGGGCAGCCCAGCCCCAGGGGAGUGCCGUUCCUGUGCCUGUCCUGUCCUGCUGCCGGGAUGUCGGGGCUGCUGCGCCAGCGCCAAGGGCAGAAGGGGCAGGAGGAGACAGCACCUGCUCCCGCGAGUUAGGAGACGUGAGGGCCCUUCCCGGCUCCUGUCUUGAGACUUACAGACGUUCCUCCAGUCGCAUCUUGUGCACUCGCUCACCCUGCCCGUGGGGCGGUUGGGAGGCAACCUUCCUCCCCCGACGCUGACCUUAUAGCUAGAUUGGGUGUCUGCUUAGGCUUUGCACGGUCGACGGCCUUCUCCCACUGCACGGGCUGCCAGGGAAACCCCGCAACACAGUGUGCAACGCAGUGGGUGUGCAUGCACGCGGAGGAGAGCAGAAGCACACGGCGGAGCUGCUGCAGGCUUGGAGAGCCCCUCGGGCGGUGCUUCCAUCUGUUACGACUGCGUUCCGCUUGGUGUCACAGCUGUGCUGACGUGAGCGUCGCCUGGCGGGGGCUCGGUGUGGUCCCUUCUCCCUCAUUCUCCACCUGCGUCCCAGCCGCAGUCGGGCCAGCGGCAGUGUUUGAUGGAUGCUGCUCACCCUUCGGGCGCAGCGAGCAUUUGAAAGCCCAGGCUCUGUGGUGCUGCCGUCGGCCUGGUUGCCUUGUCUGGAUUGCUUAGCCGGGAGCCCCAGACCAUGACAGUUCUCGGACCAAAGACGCCACCAUGCCCAGCGUCCGCCCUGCCUUGUGUUUAGAGGCAGAAAUUGAAUGUCGCCAGCAGAAGUCCUCGGGGCUGUCUCUGGGCAUCUCCCAGGUCAGACAGUAAAGAAUUCCACCAGAUUUAAUCAGGUCGGGGGCAGCGGGCUGUUUCCCAACGUGGGAAUUGCGCUUGGAAGGGUUCGGGGGUCGUGGCAGGAGGGGCAGGUCUGCAAGGGCAACUCCAGGUGGAAGGACGCUCUCUAACACUCAGGAAGCCCAGCCAAGGGUACCUUCUCGUUGCAAAUGUGCUUUUCACGUCCUGCUGUGAAGUUCGGAGGCCAGCAGGCUUCCCGUUCAACCCCUGUCCUCUCCACCCGGGCAGCGCUGGGCAGGCCAGGGCUCCUGCUGGUCUUUGCAGAGCACAAGAGCCACAUGAAGGGGUACCAUGGGCCACCUGCGGAAGUUCGGAUCCCCUCCAAGGCUCCCACUAGUUCCUGGGGGCCUGCGGAAGGCGCCCCUGGGGGCAGCUAGCCCCACCUCAGCCUCGACUGACAGAGGGUGGAGGCGGGUCCUCUCCCUGUCCAGGCCAUGCCACCACGUCUGCCGCAGGUCACAGCCGGUCACCCGCUCUCUCAUCUGUGCUCCAGCCCCUCUGCCUCCCCGGAAAGCGUGUUUACAGGCCUCCUGGAUCACUCUCCUGGGGGCAAGCACAAGAGCGGCUGAGCCAGCCCUUAAUUUCCACUGGGAAGUGGGGUGAGAACUCGGCCUUCCCCCAGGAUGCACACGAGGUCACCCUUCAGAAGGGGAAGACCACUGCGGUAAGAACUCCGCGAGGCUCGAAAGGGAAAAAGGAAAACCAGAGGCGAUCCCAGCUGUGAGGGCUCGUGGAGGGCCCAGCGCUCGGCCCGCCCCAGUUCCUGUGCCUUCGCCACCUGCGCAGGUGGCCGCAGAGCUCGGCCCUGUCACGACCUCUCCAAAAUCAGUAGCUUUCUCCCCACCCCUUGCUGGGAGUCUUUUUUUAAAAAACUCCUUGGGAUAUAAAAUUGGCCUCUUGCUUUGGCCUACCUCUCCCUCUCUCCCUUUUGCUGACUUAACAUUUGUGAUUCUGUUUUGUGAAAUAUUUAAGGCUGUUAGGACGUGUGAGGCUUUGACGGGUGUGUGCGUGCGUGCGUGCGUGUGUCCCAGCAGACAGUUAAGAUGGAUGUCUUGUUUAGAGAUAUUUACUUAAAUCCAUUUCUCUCGGUGCUCACCAUUAUCACGGCUCUAGGGCCAUAAAGCUGUAUCUCUUCCUACAGACACAACUGUUUCUUGCCCAGGAAGUUUUCUUGUUUUGGAAUCUUGCCCGAUAAGAUGGGAGCACAGCUUUGUCCUGUGUCCUGGGGUCCCAGGCCGGGAUGCAGGGACCCCGGGGUGCUCUGCCAGCCGCCUGCAAGGGGUGCUGUGGUUUAUUGAUGUUCACUUUCCCCCUCCUGUCCCUGCUCCCAUAAAAGAAACUUCAAAAUGCUGACACUUUGGAGGAUAAGAAAACCAACCUGAAAAGAAAAGGGAAAAAAAAAAAAGCCUGCGUGGCACAUACGUCUCUGAAA